Messenger RNA from Daucus carota subsp. sativus, 2917 nucleotides. RefSeq names its product glutamate receptor 2.8-like. The transcript is spliced from 5 exons. NCBI's taxonomy places the organism in Eukaryota, Viridiplantae, Streptophyta, Magnoliopsida, Apiales, Apiaceae. Gene Ontology annotation, molecular function: signaling receptor activity; ligand-gated monoatomic ion channel activity. Gene Ontology annotation, cellular component: plasma membrane. The record is from RefSeq and is a predicted model, not a curated record. The coding region runs from base 1115 to 2770 and encodes 551 amino acids.
GUCAGUUUUCAUGACUCUUUCUUUCUUGACCAAGUCCGUGUGUGCUCAGUAUGAUGUCUGAGUAAUUAUAAUUUAUAUUCCUUAUAAAGUUACUAUAACAUUGAGUUGUCUACAGCAUAGUUUCUUGAAAUUGACGUGAGAAGUUAAACACUGGUGGAAAGGACGUCUAGUACAAAAUCAUCAUAGUUUUAAUGGAUUUGAGGAACAACAUUUUGGCUCCUGGUUUCCAUUCAUCAUGUGUUUUACUAAUGUUAUUUUGCCAUCUCUGCCGGUAUUCUCAUUCACAAAAAGAGUUUCGAGUAGGAGUAAUUGUUGACAUGGGAUCUUGGAAUGGAAAGAUAGUUGACAGAUGCAUUACGAUGGCAACUUCUGAUUUCUACAACCUAAAUGCUCACUACAAAACUAGGAUCAUUCCCCAAACCACGGAUUCAAAGGGAGAUCCGCUGCAAGCUCUGGAAGCAGCUCAAGGUCUAGUGGUAAAGAAUGUAAAAGCCAUGAUUGUUGGUCCAGAGAUGUCUCUUGAUGAAAAGCUGUUGGCCUUGAUUUCUGACGAAGCUAAAGUCCCCAUCUUUUCUUUAAGUGGGAGUGCGUCGUUUGAUGAAUAUCCUUAUUUUCUUCAACUAUCAAAUGGUGAAGCUCUGCAAUUUGAAGCCACUGCGACCCUUGCAGAAUCAUUUCAAUGGAAGAAUGUCAUCUUCAUAUGUGAAGAUUCAGAAUUUAAGUCAGGGGUGGUUUCUCAUCUGUUUGAAUCCUUCCAAGAGAAAAAUAUCCAGAUCGAUUACAUAAGUUCACUUUCACCCACAAUUAGCGAUGAUGGAAUCCUUGCAGAACUGCAUAAGCUUAUGGGUAUGGAAACAACAAUAUUUGUGUUGCAUAUGAAACCUUCUUUUGCAUCUCGCCUCUUCUUAAGUGUGAAAACUUUAGGAAUGAUGAGUCAAGGAUAUGCUUGGAUUUUCACUGAUAAAACAAGGAAUCACUUGCACUCUAUGAAUCCCGAGGAACUGAUGCAAUCAAUAGAAGGGGCAUUGGCUUUAAAGCCAUAUGUUCCAGCAUCAAUCAAGCUACAAAAUUUCACAUCAAGAUGGAGGAAAGAAUUUCAUGACCAAGAACCUUUAUGAGCACGAAGGAGUUAAGUGCUUAUGGAUUGUGGGCAUAUGAUGCUGUCUGGGCACUUGCAAAGGCAGUUGAAGGGGUGGAUACUCAGAUAGAUUUAAAAUCAAUUGAAGGACAGAGCUCAGAAUCAACAUCUGCAGACUCCGAGGUCUCUCAUACUGGCAAAAUACUUCUAGAUGAAUUAGUAAAAACAAGAAUCAAGGGAUUAAGCGGUGACUUCAAGACUGUGAACAGGACAGUUCCAAUCUUACAGGCAUUUGAAAUAGUGAACGUGAUAAGAGAAGGCGAAAGAAGAGUAGGCUUUUGGGCUAAGGGUGUCGGCAUUACUAGAGAUAUAAUGCAUCCAGCCUCAUCAAAUAACGAUCUUAAAGUAAUAAUUUGGCCAGGAGGGUCCAUAGUGACUCCGAGAGGAAUGCAUAUAAAAAAAUUAAGAGUCGGCAUUCCCCACAACACAGCUUUCAAGGAAUUUAUAAGCCAGGAAAAUGAUCCUCAGACAUCUAUGAUAAGACCCAUUGGGUUUUGUGUAGAUGUAUUUCAAGCUGCUUUGGAGCUGCUACCUUAUAAUGUGAUGUACGAAUUCAUCCCAUCUGCAAAUGUCACGGGAGAAACGGAAGGCACUUAUAAUGAUCUUUUAUAUCAAAUUUAUCUUCAGAGAAUUGAUGCUGCUGUGGGGGAUAUAAGUAUCACGGCAGAAAGAUCACUAUACGUUGACUUUACAACUCCAUACACAGAUAUAGGCGUUGGAACAAUUGUCAAAAUAAAAACGAACAAGGACAUGUGGAUCUUCACAAAACCAAUUGGCGCAGAUCUCUGUCUUAUGACUGCUGUUUUCUUUAUACUUACUGCACUUCUCAUUUGGGUUAUCGAGAAACCUAUAAAUAAGGACUUCCAAGGUUCACCAUCCGAGCAACUAGGAACAAUCUUCUUCUCAACUCUAUUUUUUAGCAGCAGUGAAAAGUUGUCAAGUAAUUUGUCAAGGUUUGUGAUCCUGAUAUGGGCACUUCUGGUUCUUAUCUUGACUUCAAGUUACACUGCAACACUGGCUUCAAUGCUGACAGUUCAACAGAUUGGAUUAGCAUCAAAUGCUAUUGUAGGGUAUCGGACAAGUUCCUUUGUGGAAAGAAAUACAGUCAGUAACAUAAAUUACAAGGACUAUAGGCUUCGUCCAUAUUCUUCAGCUGAACAAUACGCUGAUGCUUUGUCCAAGGGAAGUAAGAAUGGUGGUAUCGAUGGUAUACUUGAUGAAAUACCAUAUAUUCAAGCCUUCCUUUCAAAGUAUUCUGCGGACUAUACCAUGGUCGAUUCUGCAUCUAGCACUAAUGGUUUUGGCUUCGCCUUUCCGAAAGGUUCUUCACUGGUGCAUGAUAUAUCCAGAGCAAUUGCCAAUUUAAGAGAAGAUGGAAGACUUGAAAUGCUGCAGAAAGAAUGGUAUAACAAACCACGAUCUCUAGUGAGCCAAGAGACACUGGCUAAGCCUCAAGUUCUGAAAAUUGAUAGAUUUGGUGGUUUAUUUCUUGUUACUGGUGUUUCUUUAGGUUUAGCCCUUAUUGUUAUUAUAUAUUAUUUCAUUCGCAAAAAAUUGAAUGUCAACAAUUACAUAUUUGAGAAGUUAGCUAAUGGCAAUCUGGCUAUCCUGAUGGCGCGCCUCUCCAGGUAAUGAAUGAGAGGUAGGCAUAUGUAAUUGCAUAAGAUAUGUACAUCUUAGUCGUGCUUCAGGAGCCUUUUAUGGUUCUCCAGUGUAUGAGUGAGAAGGACAUGCUAAACAUUCCCAGUUUUUUCUUCCUGUCAUAUAAAGAAACAAUAU